AUGGUAAAGGCAUUAGUGUGUACUUGUGAUUGGCUUAGGGCGGACAAAUUUUCCUUUUAUAAGGAACCCACGGAUGAUGAGGUUGAAUUCUACAAGGAAAUGGAACAUAUUACAACUUAUAGCAUUGGUGCUCAUACAUCGCAACCGGGUCCUUCAAAUCCACUCACCACCACCAACACUUGA
Prunus armeniaca (apricot) is the source of this 183-nucleotide messenger RNA. The record is from the annotation of a GenBank genome assembly. NCBI's taxonomy places the organism in Eukaryota, Viridiplantae, Streptophyta, Magnoliopsida, Rosales, Rosaceae.